Molecule: messenger RNA, 1014 nt
Organism: Pseudophryne corroboree (corroboree frog)
Lineage: Eukaryota; Metazoa; Chordata; Amphibia; Anura; Myobatrachidae
Product: alpha-1,4-N-acetylglucosaminyltransferase-like
Exons: 3
Coding region: 1-1002 (333 amino acids)
Biological process (GO): protein O-linked glycosylation
Molecular function (GO): acetylglucosaminyltransferase activity
Source: RefSeq, a predicted model, not a curated record
AUGCUGAAAUAUCUAAAGAUCCUCAUGGUUGUGCUGUCAGUAGCAGCCACUGGCUUCAUAUGCAGAACUGCUCUUGAACAGGAAACUACAGAAAUCAUGGAAUUUCUCCUUUCUACUGUAAAACUGCCAAACGUUGUUCUAAGCCAAGGUAAUGGAAUCUUACUCAUGGAGACCACUGACAGAAUGCAACCACCAUCCUUGGUCUUGUGUGCUAUUGAGUCAGCAGCUCGUGUCUACCCUGACAGACCUGUGGUCUACUUUAUGAAAGGACUGGGUGACAUAAACACAGAGGAGGAUGAGAUCAGGACUCGGAAACAGUUUCCAACGCUCGCAUCGUUUGCUAAUGUCUACUUCUUCCCUCUGAGAAUGGAGGAAUUAUUUACUGACACACCUUUUCUGCCGUGGUUUAAAAAGGUGAACCCUAAGAAAGAACGUUACUGGACGCAUGUUAGCUCAGAUGCCUGCAGGUUUGCCCUGAUAUGGAAAUAUGGUGGCAUUUACAUGGAUACUGAUGUUAUUUCCAUUCGGCCCAUUCCUAAAGAUCAUUUUGUAGCUGCUCAAAGCAUCGACAUUACCAGCAGUAGUGUUUUUGGGCUCUCUGCGUGUAAUAACGUGACAUGGGAGUUCAUGGAAAACUUUGUUCAGAAUUACAGAGGCAGCAAAUGGGGACACCAAGGACCAGGAGUCUUCACACGUGUCAUGAAAAGGAUGUGUGGGAUUCAAGUAUUUACAUCUACUUAUGAUGUCAUGUGUGCAAAUAUUAACUACCUUCGCCCUGAACGCUUUUAUCCUAUCUUGUAUCAAUCUUGGGAAAAGUAUUUUGAGAUGUGGAAUUAUUUGCCAACCUUUCCUAAUUCUUACGCCUUGCAUCUCUGGAACUAUAUGAACAGUGAAGGUAAAACCAUGGUACCUGGGAGUAACACACUUGUGGAACAUAUCUAUCAACAGCACUGUCCAUCCACCUAUAGAGCAGUUCUGAGGAAUGAAAGAACUCACCUGUAGCCAGGAUUAUUC